Molecule: messenger RNA, 627 nt
Organism: Morchella sextelata
Lineage: Eukaryota; Fungi; Ascomycota; Pezizomycetes; Pezizales; Morchellaceae
Exons: 3
Coding region: 1-627 (208 amino acids)
Source: RefSeq, a predicted model, not a curated record
AUGCCUGGAAUAAUAGUGCAAGAGGCCCCAGAGGACGGAGCUUCAGCAUCCUCUAGCUCCUCUACAGCGGGUGUUGAACUCUCCCAACUCUCACUCCAAGCUCCUCGGAUGACCCGACCGCGCCCUGACCGAGUCACCGUAAGAAAUAGACGACUCCAAUAUCUCGCCAAGAACUCACCCACUUACUUUUCCUCGCCUGACCUCGAGCUCGCCGACCCCCUCCUCUACGACCGUCUCAUCCGGCAGCACCAGAGUCCGGCCGAGCGCGAAGCCGAGGGCCGCAAGAAGGGUUGGUCGGGCAUCCUGCACGCGGAUCUCUCGCGGUCCGAGGCGAAAAUAGAUGCGCUGCGUGACAGCGAUGCUACGACCCUCGAGACCCGUGCAGAGAACAGCGUUGGCGAGACGGUGACAAGUAAGGAGGAGGCGGAGCAGGUGUGGCGGGAGACGAUGACGCUGAGAUUUUUGGAGGGUAGAGAUGAGGAUGCUGACUACGAGAGCAUCGAUAACAGUGAGGAGUACGAUGAUUAUAGGCAGAUUGAGAGGGAUGCGCAGGAUGCGUAUUUUGAUGCGGAGAGCCCAAGUGAGGAGGGGGCGGGCGCGGGAGAUACGGGUGUGCAGGACUUUUGA